Ectocarpus sp. CCAP 1310/34 is the source of this 1728-nucleotide messenger RNA. The record is from the annotation of a GenBank genome assembly. NCBI's taxonomy places the organism in Eukaryota, Phaeophyceae, Ectocarpales, Ectocarpaceae.
GCCGCAGCGGGCAGCUCUGAUAGGCAGCUGCCUGGCGGCGAGAUUCCGACAAUCCCACCGCAGGAUGCGGCGCGUCUUCCAGCACCGCCUAAUCCCCCUCGGCUUCCGCAAUCUGGCAUUGCCUGCAGCAGCGAUGACAUCUUGUCCAUCACCCCCUGCAUUCAAACUCCCUGCGCUUUGCUUCCUAGCGGGGGGGCAGCGGAUGGGUGGCCCGGGAGACCUACUCCCCGGACUCCACCGGGUGGCACCCCAAACCGUGUGCCCGGCGCGGCUCCUCCGCGCCCUGCGGCGUUGCCAGCGCCGCUUGACUCCCCCUCUUCUGCCCCCGCCGCCCUGGCAGGCGGCAUCUGAAGUUGCCCUAGCUUCUCCAUGACAGACAUAAACACCUUGCUCUGCUCCUCCAGCCUCUUGGACAGCUCCGUCACGCGCGUGUCGAUCGUGGUUCCGCCGCUAUCGCUCGUUGGGGUAUCGCCAGGCAUAAUCUCUGCAAAGGGGCUCCUUCGAAGGAAACUCUAUAAAGUAUUCGUCAACCCUAAGUGGUAUGCCCUUGUUGUCUUUGUAGCGACUGCAGUGCUUGAUGUUUAGAUGCUUGUUAUCUCUCACACCCGGUUGGAGGGAAAGAGCAGGGGUCAUCUCGUCUACAGAUCCGACCACNGCGUAGACCACGUGUUCACGGUAGGGAGAAUCAUCCAAGGUAGAAAGAGGGCGGGAAAGCCGACGUACUGCUUCUUCCUGGACGUGAAAAAGGCAUACGACACACAUACGCACUCACACGAACAGAACCAACUGUCCAAGUAUGGGAUCAAGGGGAAAAUGUGGAGAGUGCUGAAGAAGAUGACAGAAGUGUACGAAAGCACGAUCAUGUUAGACGGAGAACUGUCUAAAUUCUUCGACAUUGAGCAGGGGGUCCCACAAGGUUGCACGCUGUCCCCGGUGUUUAUCAACGAUCUGUUGGAAGUCGUAGAGGCAGUCCGCAAGGGAGUAAAAGUAGGGGACACGGAAACUUCGGUGACAGGAAUGCUGUUUGCGGAUGAUUUUGUCGGUAUGUCGGACACCCCUGAGGGACUGCAACUGCAAAUUGACGCGGCGAAGAAGUUUACUGAUAUGUGGAGAUUGUCUGCCAACGUUAAGAAGAGUGCCGUCAUGGUAUGCAACGAGGACAAGGAGGAACCAGUAGAACAUAGAUGGAAGUGGGGGAUCGAGGAGAUUGCAGUAGUGGACCAGUACACAUACCUAGGAGUAGAGAUCGCAAAAGACUGCUCGUGGAAUGCACACAUGUCCAAGGUAGCGGAAAAGGGCAAAGCACGAGCAGGGAAGCUGCACCCAAUACUCGCAAACCGGCACCUCGAUACACGCAUCAAAUUGACGGUUUUGAAGAGCGUAAUGGAAGUAAGAAGGGCAGAGUUGGGGAUCCAAUCCCUACGGUCGGGAAGAGACGCGAGGAAGCUGACAUGGCAGUAUCGCAUGUGCGGGAUGGGAGAGGAGAGGUUGCCGAGAAUUGUAUGGGAGGCGAAGUGGGCAAACAAAAAGAGGGGUAGACAACCCACGGAAUGGGUCAAGGUUGUAGAGGACGUAUGGAAGGGGCUCGACAUCGGCGAAGAUGAAACGCUGGAAACGGAGGGUCUACAGGGGUUCAAGGAGAAGAUAUCUGUUGCUUGUGCCGAGAGAGAAGAACAUAAUCUAAAGAAAGAAACCAAGGAUAAGGAGGGCCUAGAAGUGAGGGGGUAG